Molecule: messenger RNA, 486 nt
Organism: Adineta ricciae
Lineage: Eukaryota; Metazoa; Rotifera; Eurotatoria; Adinetida; Adinetidae
Source: the annotation of a GenBank genome assembly
AUGGCCUUCAGUGCUGAAGAACAUGGUGAUUGGCGACCGCAUACCGGUUGCAAAUGUCCUUUUAGCAGAAAGAAACUUACAGAACUCUGGUUAAUCGAAGUACCAGUGGCUCAUCCUGUCGUGAGAGGAGCUUCUGCCGUACUCGCAAUACCGUUUGCACCUGUAGUACUUGCAUCUAAACUAUUAUUUUCACCAACUACCCCCACACUCAACGUUGUCGCUCAUUUGGCAAUCGAAUGUAUAUAUCGUUGUUCGCAGUGUGGCGAUGUUGAUUAUUACACGUUCGAGUUUUCAGGAGCAGGCAAAGAAUCGCGUUGUGGUCGAUAUGAAAACAUUAGCCGUUUGAAGUCAUCCAGUCGAGAGAUGACACUUGAAGACCUAUACAAUAUCUUUUUACGGACCUGGCCGCAUGCUACAGCAAGCGACUACAAUAGCCUUACCAAGAACUGUCAACAUUUUGCCACAGACAUGUGGGCAAAAAUCUAA